CGCAUUAGUAAUUUUUGUUCAUAUUUCAGGAAAACAACUCGUAUCAAAAUAAGACGAUCGAUUUGAAAGUGAAAUUGUGAGAAUUUGCGAAUCAAUCUGGAUUGAGGAGAUAACCGAAUCAUCACUUUGGUAUUGUUGUGUGUUUGUGGCCAUUACAAAGCCUGUUGAUUGUUUAAAAACACUCUGUCCGGUGCCUCCAAAGGAAAGGUGUAAGCCGGAUAGUGUUGCUGUUGUCCCCACUGCCACUGAGCAUGGCCGCUGCAUUUAACAUGGAAGACCUCGAUGGCGGGCUAGCUGCAGACUUUGACUCAAAUCUAACUGGAUUGGGUGCUGAGCUUGGAACAGCAGCUUAUAACAUGAGUGAAGUAUUGGCUGUGUUUAAACAAGAAGAAGAAGAAGAAGGAGGAUUCCAAUAUAUUCUGUGUGCGGCCACCUCACCUGCCGUCAAACUGAGUGAAGAAGCACUAACUUAUUUAAAUCAAGGACAGUCAUAUGAAUUGAAAGUAAAAAAACUUGGCAACACACAUGCUUAUCAAGGCAAACUAUUAAAGAUGUCCCCUUAUCUUAUGGAAUGUUACAGUUUUAUGUGUUAUAUAUUUGUAGAUGUCCCCUUAUCUUAUGGAAUGUUACAAUUUACAAGAAGUCCUAGUGCACUCAAUGCUGUUGAGUUUAUAUGGGAUCCCACAAAAGAAAGCACAGGUGUUUUUAUUCAGGUACAUUGCAUUAGUACAGAAUUCACAGCCAAGAAGCAUGGUGGUGAAAAAGGUGUACCAUUCCGUAUACAGGUGGAUACCCUCCUUCAUUCAGGAGACACUGACACACAUAUACAUUCAGGAAGUUGUCAAAUCAAAGUAUUCAAGCCUAAAGGUGCCGAUAGAAAACAUAAAACAGAUCGUGAAAAGAUGGAGAAGAGGAGUGAUCGUGACAAAUACCAGCCUUCAUAUGAAUACACAGUUCUUACAUCGUGUUCUCUGCAACCGCCAUUGGCAGAAUCGCCGCGAUACGACCCAACAGAUAGUUUUAAUUCAUCAUAUGACGCAAGUGUAGGAAGUACUGCAAGUACUCCAAAGGCGGUAGAUGCAUCUGUUGUUGUUGUUGAUGAUGUGGAUUCUGGUGGUCUAACAGAGCCACUGUCACCGGAUGCUACUAUACUACAAACAUCCGAAUGGUUACAGAGAAAUCGGUUUGGAGCUUACAGAAAAUUAUUUCAGAAUUUUGCAGGUGGAGAUUUACUGAGACUGAAUCGAGACGAUUUAAUCCAAAUUUUAGGACCAGCUGAUGGUAUACGUCUGAAUAACGCUUUACAAGAAAGGACUUUUUACCAUGCUAUAUAUCUGGACCAUCCAACGGCGGAAGAAAUGAGAAGCAAAGUAUCCAUCUUGUAUAAUGUACCUGUCACUAAGAUAUCCCAUAUAGUUCGCCAAGCACCAUCCGGUAUUAGAAUGAUUCAGAAUAUUCAGGAUGAGAGCAGUUUUAGUAUAGAGGCAUUGAAAGGUAAGUCAGAUAAUUACAACGUGUGA
This is a messenger RNA of Saccoglossus kowalevskii, 1520 nucleotides long. RefSeq names its product transcription factor CP2-like. The record is from RefSeq and is a predicted model, not a curated record. Gene Ontology annotation, biological process: regulation of transcription by RNA polymerase II. Gene Ontology annotation, cellular component: nucleus. Gene Ontology annotation, molecular function: DNA-binding transcription activator activity, RNA polymerase II-specific; RNA polymerase II cis-regulatory region sequence-specific DNA binding. NCBI's taxonomy places the organism in Eukaryota, Metazoa, Hemichordata, Enteropneusta, Harrimaniidae.